Molecule: messenger RNA, 1933 nt
Organism: Cuscuta epithymum
Lineage: Eukaryota; Viridiplantae; Streptophyta; Magnoliopsida; Solanales; Convolvulaceae
Source: the annotation of a GenBank genome assembly
AAUAGAACCAAUCCCAGCCCUAUGGCCUAUGCAUUUCCUUCUUCCUUCGAGUGAACUCUUCCUCGCCUCUCUUCCCUAUCGGCAUCUCCAACUACAGCACUGAUUCCGACUACAACAGUUCACCUUCAAUCUACCCGACACUUUUCUUCUUUCUCUUCCACCUAACCACCCAUCUGACCAUCUCCAUUUUUACGCUGUUGCAUCUAAUCAUCUACUACUACUCUUCGAGUUCGGCUCCAUAACUCAUUGAUGCGACCAUCAAAGAUCACAACUUCACUCUCAAGAACACCCAUUUCUCUUCUGUUUCAAAAACAAUGUUGGAGAAUCAGACGGGGCGUUCUCACCGCUUGAUCCCCACCUUCUUCUCCACCCACAAGACCCUUCUUACCGUUCUAUGGAUCUUCGCCUUCUUCACCCUAUUGCUCUGGCAGAAGGAUGCCGCAGAUGGACUCUUCUCUUCCAGGAGAUCUUUACCAGCUAGGGAACUGCCCAAGCUCCGCCCGGUGGCGUUUAAUUUGACGGAGUUUGGAGGGGUUGGGGAUGGGAUUACUUUAAAUACGGCGUCGUUUGAGAGGGCUGUCACUGCUAUCUCGAAACUUAGCAGGAAUGGCGGCGGGCAGCUCAAUGUGCCUCCUGGGGUUUGGCUAACGGGUCCUUUCAACCUCACCAGUCAUAUGACUCUCUUUCUUGCUCAGGAUGCUGUUAUUCUUGGCAUUGAUGAUGAAAAGCACUGGCCACUCAUGCCUCCCCUGCCUUCAUAUGGACAUGGAAGAGAACACCUAGGGCCACGCUAUGGAAGUCUAAUCCAUGGUCAAAAUCUUAAAGACGUAGUAAUAACAGGUCAUAAUGGUACCAUAAACGGGCAGGGUCAAGGAUGGUGGAAGAAGUAUCUUCGUAGACUUCUUAAACACACUAGAGGGCCACUUGUACAGUUUAUGUGUUCAAGUGACAUCCUAAUCUAUAAUGUUACAUUGCGUGAUUCUCCCUUUUGGACUCUUCAUCCUUUUGACUGCAAAAACGUUACGAUUAGAGAUGUGACCAUCACUGCCCCAAUCUUUAAGGCUCCUAAUACUGAUGGCAUUGAUCCCGAUUCAUGUGAAGAUGUGCUGAUUGAAAAUUGUUACAUAAGUGUCGGUGAUGAUGCCAUUGCAAUAAAGAGUGGCUGGGAUCAGUAUGGCAUAGCUUAUGGACGGCCUUCAAAAAAUAUACUCAUACGAAACCUAGUAGUCCAAUCCAUGGUUAGUGCUGGCAUAUCAAUAGGAAGUGAGAUGUCCGGUGGGGUGUCCAACGUAACUGUUGAGAAUCUCCAUGUAUGGAACUCGAGGCGUGCCCUUCGGAUCAAGACAGCAGCUGGAAGAGGGGGAUACAUUCAACACAUUUCCUAUCGCAACAUUACACUUGAGAGUGUGAGGGUAGGAAUUGUCAUUAAGACAGAUUACAACGAACAUCCAAAUGGGGCCUUCGACCCUAAAGCAGUUCCCAUUCUCAAGGACAUAAGCUUCACAUCAAUACAUGGGGAGGGGGUACGGGUCCCGGUCCGAAUCCACGGAAGUGAAGACAUCCCCAUCAGGAAUGUAACUUUCCGUGACGUGUCCAUUGGGAUAACAUACAAGAAGAAGCACAUUUUCCAGUGUUCUUUUGUUGAGGGAAGAGUUAUAGGGACAAUAUUUCCUGCUCCAUGUGAGAAUCUAGAUGUGUACGAUGAGCAAGAACGUUUGAUCAAGCGUGCAAAUGUUCACAAUAUUUCAGACAUAGAUUAUGACCUUUGAAUUGAUAGUAGACAUAGGCAUACAUUUUCAGGGUAAUUUUCCUAGCUUUUGUUCUUUAUUUCUUGCUUUGUAUAUAGCUUUCGAAUAUUCAGUCGAUAUAUUCAAGAUUUCAAGAUACUUGCAUAUACUAUAUAUGCACGAUAAGGAAGAGGUUUGGCUUGCUU